AUGAUCGAGGAGAGUGUACAUGAUGGCGAAGAGGACUUCAUCUUCAGCGAAUACGCCAUUGAUGACACACUUGACCCAUUAAGCCGCCUACUCAACUACCAUUCCUCGGGGUUCUCGCUCCAACGUGAGUUUUUGUUGCGUGAACUCGGCGACACUGUCAAGUUUGCUGGAUUCGAACAAAGCGCAGCGUUAAUUGUGCCACUGCUGAGUGGUUUCACUUCUGACUGCGAGCCUUUGGUGCGGAGGAUGCUGGUGCAGCAGCUUCCUGCUGUGGCGACGUACUUUGUGGAGGAGGGUGGUGAUCAAGGUUACGAAUAUCUGCUGAACAAAUUUCUCCCCAUCGGUUUUGAGCUUCUGGUCGACAAGAAUGUGGAGAUCGGUGCGUCGGCUUUGGAAGCUCUGAAGGCCCUCGCCAAACUUGUCAAACCGGAACAUGUACAGGUGCAUUUGCUUAGUGUUGUUGUCAUGCUGGCCCACGAUGAGCGCGCGGAGGAUUACCGAGUUGUGGCGGCCCAGUUGUUUAAUGAGCUGGCAGAUAUUUUUGGCAAGAACUGCUGCGUAAAUGAUGUUCUUCCAGAGUUGGAAUUGCUGGCGAAUGAUAGCAACUUCUCCGUUCGCAAAGCUGUGGGUGCAAGCAUGGGAAAGGUAGCCCAAGUGGUACAGGAAGAAACAGCAGAGAGUGUGGUACUUCCUAUUUACCUGAACUUGUGCAAGGAUGAAAUAUGGGGAGUGCGCAAGGCUUGCGCCGAAAGCAUUGAAGAGAUUGCACUCGGGGUCAGCCCUGAAGCACGCGUGACAAAACUGGUGCCAGCCUACCGGCUUCUUCUUGAGGACGCCUCGCGUUGGGUGCGCAAUGGCGCUUAUGAUUUCUUAGGAAGAUUUCUGCACACCCUCCACCCCGCGGACCUGAGCCCGGCGUUGCUGAAGCUCUACACGGAUAUGGCGUUCCAAUCUGAGAGCGGUGACACGGAUUACAGUGAGCCGUGUGCAUUUUCAUUUCCCGCGGUGCUUCAAAUAGCCGGAAGGGAGCGAUGGAACGAGGUGGGGGACGCCUAUGCCACAUUGCUAAAGGAUGUGAAGUGGAAAGUGCGUAAGUCACUCGCACACUCUCUCCAUGAAGUUGCCGUAAUUCUAGGCCAGGAGAUUACCGAGACCCACCUCGUGUCUGCCUUUGAGCUUCUUCUGCGAGACUUGGACGACGUGCGUUUGGGGGUUGUGCUGCACGCUGAUGUCUUUCUUGGCAUCGUAGGACCGGCGAUGCGAGAACGACUCGUUCCCUUGCUGUGUCAUGUCCCUUUAGAAAGCGAAAACUGGCGUUUGCGCAAUGUCGUUGCGCAACGCAUCGGUGAAGUCGGUGUGCUCUUGGAUCCUUCCAGCAGCGUGGCCCUGAAGACCGUCAUUACCCUAGUGGUGCGUCUCCUGGACGAUAGCGUGAUGGAGGUGCGCUGUUCAACCUAUCGGUCAUCGGCAAUUCUGCUGAAGCACUUGGCCGACGCGGGCCUGGAGAAUUCGUGCGGUGGGUACGCACAAACGUUAGAGCAAAUUGCCGAUCGCCACAAUUUCCGUGGCAGACUUAUGUUUGCAUACGUUGCAGAGGAGGUGGCGAAGAUCGGAGCGACGUCCCUUGUGGAAAAGUACUUCUUGGCUGGACUGCUCAAGCUAGCGAAGGACUGUGUUAGCAACGUGCGGCUCGCCGUGUCCUCUGUAAUAUCACGGACAUUUCUGAAUGACGCCGGAUGGUCUGUAAACGCGCGGGUGCGGCAGAUACAAAGUAUCCUCAAUGCAAUGGAGGCUGACGGAUAG
This is a messenger RNA of Trypanosoma grayi, 1803 nucleotides long. RefSeq names its product serine/threonine-protein phosphatase 4 regulatory subunit 1. Gene Ontology annotation, biological process: protein dephosphorylation. NCBI's taxonomy places the organism in Eukaryota, Euglenozoa, Kinetoplastea, Trypanosomatida, Trypanosomatidae. The transcript has a single exon. The record is from RefSeq and is a predicted model, not a curated record. Gene Ontology annotation, molecular function: protein phosphatase regulator activity; protein binding. The coding region runs from base 1 to 1803 and encodes 600 amino acids.